CGCUACGCGAUAUUAGCUUACAUUAGCCUGGCAUUCGGCUCUUCGCAUCGAUGCUCUUGAAAGACGGCAGUUGGUAGUAUUCCAGACAUCAAGUCGUGGCACCCAUAGUAUGAAGGAUAAACUUGCCAUGGGCUGCAGGCUGAUGUUUGGUAGCUGUCGAUAACAUCGGAACGCUGUAGAUCACAGUAACGCGACCCGAUGAGACUACACACCUGCAUCAGUGCCUUCGGGCUCCUCACGACUGCGAAGGCAGGGCUUCUGCGCUUUGGCUGCGCGCAGUUGACUGUCCAGAGACUUGACCCGUUGGUUAACCCAGGCUCGAAUCCCUCGCCGCAUCUUCAUCAGAUCAUCGGAGGUAACUCAUUCAACGUUACCAUGGAUCCAGCCAAAGGCCAUAAUCUGGCGACACAAUCAACAUGCACCACCUGCGAGUUUUCCGAAGACUUGAGCAACUACUGGACCGCAGUCGUGUACUUCAAAGCCAAGAACGGUACCUUCAAGCGCGUACCCCAACGAGCGCAACAAGGCAUGGAUGGUACCAACGGCGGCAUGGUCGUAUACUACAUGACCGACGCUCUCUUCAGCACCUCGCAAACCACCAAAGUAACAGCCUUCAAGCCCGGUUUCCGCAUGCUGAUCGGCGACGUCUCGUACCGCUCUCGCGAGGAAGCUCGCGACUUCCGACAGUUGACAUAUAUCUGCAUGCAAAACGAGGGUACCCGAGAGCCUGAGACACUCGAGUUCCCAAAGCAGCCUUGCCCGGCCGGCAUCAUGAUCAACCAUAGGUUUCCAACCUGCUGGGAUGGCGUGAACCUCGACUCACCAAACCACCGUGAGCACGUCUCAUAUCCCGCGACGGGCACAUUUGAAAAUGCCGGCGCAUGUCCAUCGACACACCCCGUCCGCCUGCCCCAGAUCCUGCUAGAGACGGUCUGGGACACGAAACAGUUCAACAACAAGGCCGACUGGCCAAGCGAUGGUAGUCAACCUUUUGUCUGGUCCAGCGGCGACGCGACUGGUUUCUCGACGCAUGCGGACUACCUGUUCGGCUGGAAGGACGACUCACUGCAGAAGGCUAUGGAUGGGAAUAAUUAUGUGUCGGCGCCAACGCUGAAGAAGCAGAAUAUUGCGACGCAGAAUAAGUGCAAUGUCAAGGACAUGGUUGGCGAGAACUUUGAUGGUUGGCUGACGGCGUUGCCGGGUGGGAUGCAGAUUGGUUGAGGCACGUCUCUAUCAAGAUUUAGUUUGUUGCGUUGAGAUGUUGUGGCUGUAUCAUUGGUUAGGAAGGUCUGACUCGUUUGCAACUAUCGCUUUACUACGAGUGCACGGGGUUUCGUCAAAGUGAAU
Messenger RNA from Alternaria rosae, 1347 nucleotides. RefSeq lists its product as uncharacterized. Lineage: Eukaryota; Fungi; Ascomycota; Dothideomycetes; Pleosporales; Pleosporaceae. The record is from RefSeq and is a predicted model, not a curated record. The transcript has 5 exons. Bases 199 to 1221 code for a protein of 340 amino acids.